CCGGGCCGUCUCCCACGGGGAGAGCCGGGGCUGUUACCCUGGGGGAGGCAGCUGUUACUCUGCAGUCGAGUUCAUUUGUAGUGGGAACAAACGCGUGAGGAAGAUCGUGAGGGUCACAGUAGGACGCUGUUUCACACGCAGUUGUUUACGUUAGUCUGACACUGUAAAGCUGUGACAUUUUGUGUACACUAAUAUAAGAUGGAGUUGUAGCCGGUACACAGUAUGAUGCUGUUCCAAUCCAGUCAAGUGUGGUGUUAUGCUCCUGCUCAUCCCCGUCAAUGGUGAGGAACGAAGCAGAUUCCAGCACUCCAUCUGUCAUUUCUCCCUGUGGCAGCAGACAGGGAUCUAACAUGGAAAGCACGGCACCUGAAUCAAGAUCUAAUUCCAGCUCCUUGCAGCAACAUACAGGACAGCAGCCUCCACAGCCUCGAAAGAAACGACCCGAUGACUUCAAAUUUGGGAAAAUUCUGGGUGAAGGAUCUUUCUCAACGGUUGUCUUGGCUCGAGAAUUGGCAAGUUCUAGAGAGUAUGCCAUUAAAAUUCUAGAAAAACGUCAUAUCAUAAAAGAGAACAAGGUGCCAUAUGUGACACGAGAGAGAGAUGUAAUGUCCCGUCUGGAUCACCCUUUUUUUGUGAAACUCUACUUCACCUUUCAGGAUGAUGAAAAGCUAUAUUUUGGGCUUAGCUAUGCCAAAAACGGAGAGCUGCUAAAGUAUAUACGCAAAAUUGGUUCAUUUGAUGAGACCUGUACCAGGUUUUAUACUGCUGAAAUUGUAUCAGCCCUGGAGUAUUUGCAUGGGAAAGGAAUAAUUCACAGGGACCUUAAGCCAGAGAACAUCUUAUUAAAUGAAGAUAUGCACAUUCAAAUAACAGACUUUGGAACAGCAAAAGUAUUAUCUGCAGAUAGCAGACAAGCACGGGCAAAUUCAUUUGUUGGGACAGCACAGUAUGUUUCUCCAGAACUGCUGACAGAGAAAUCUGCCUGUAAAAGCUCUGACCUCUGGGCUCUGGGAUGUAUAAUAUAUCAACUUGUAGCUGGAUUGCCUCCAUUUAGAGCCGGAAAUGAAUAUCUUAUAUUCCAGAAGAUAAUAAAGUUGGAAUAUGACUUUCCAGAAAAAUUUUUUCCCAAGGCGAAAGACCUUGUUGAAAAGUUAUUGGUUCUAGAUGCUACCAACAGAUUAGGUUGUGAAGAAAUGGGAGGAUAUGGACCUCUUAAGGCUCAUCCCUUCUUCGAAUCCAUUGUGUGGGAGAACCUACAUCUUCAGACACCUCCUAAACUUACAGCGUAUUUACCUGCUAUGUCAGAGGAUGAUGAAGACUGUUAUGGAAAUUAUGACAAUCUCCUGAGUCAGUUUGGUUGCAUGCAAGUUUCUAGUUCUGCCUCUUCCCAUUCACUGUCUGUCCCAGAGACAAGUACACCACAGACAUCAGGAGGAAAUAUUGAACAGUAUAUUCAUGAUCUUGACAACAAUUCCUUUGAGCUGGACUUACAGUUUUCUGAAGAUGAGAAGAGGUUACUUCUGGCAAAACAAGCUGGUGGAAAUCCUUGGCAUCAGUUUGUAGAAAAUAACUUAAUCCUGAAAAUGGGUCCAGUGGACAAAAGAAAGGGAUUGUUUGCACGUCGGCGCCAAUUGCUGCUCACAGAAGGACCCCACUUGUAUUAUGUGGAUCCUGUCAACAAAGUUCUAAAAGGAGAAAUUCCAUGGUCAUUAGAGUUGCGGCCAGAAGCCAAGAAUUUUAAGACAUUUUUUGUUCAUACGCCAAACAGGACAUAUUACCUGAUGGACCCAAGUGGGAAUGCUCAUAAAUGGUGCAAAAAGAUACAUGAAGUUUGGCGGAACAGAUACCACCAGAAUGCUGCAAAAUAGUAAAGCUCAUCCAAAAUUUCCCAGUUUCCCUACUUGCUGCUAGAACUCCGUGUGCAGCCGAUCAGAGGAAUCUUUUCAACCCACCUAUUACCAUCUCAAGGGGAAGCAUAUGUUCGAAAUGUUCUUUUUUUUUUUUUUUUUAAGAAAGAAAAAAAAGGAAGAAAAGCAAAAACCUAAUGGAAUUCAGGGUUGCUUUGCUCGCUCUUUGUGCUUAUUUUGAGGCUUCCACAUGCAUAUCAUUGCAGUGAAGAUCUUGCUUUUGUGCACUUCAGCUCAGUUUCUGCUGCAGACUAGUGGAUAGACCUUGCAUUACCAGCUUCACUUAAGAUAAGUUAAAACCAAUCCACACGCACACAUGCCGAAUCAUGUACCAGCCUUGCAUUUCAUGGGGCUGGAGUUUUCUGUGACUCUCAGAUUAUCAUUAAACUGUAUUUCAUCAGGGAGCUUUUAUAUGCCUCUCCUAAGCACCACCUCUUUGUUUUCUCUUCCUUUCCUCACAGUCCCCCAGCUUAUUGGUAUAUGGCAUUUGUAGCCAGGUCAGUUGCACCCUUGUGUAAUUCCUAAUAUAGUUCUGGUUGCAGGAUUUACGUGGUACUUUAGUAAUUAUGUGAAUGAAUCAGAUGUAUGUGUCUGGCAGACAGGCUCCAAUGAUAAAGGUUUUGAGAGUAAAAUGCUGAACGUGGCACUGAAAGUUUCCUAAAAUUGAAAUGCUGGCUUCUGAAGCAUAUAAGAUUUUAAACAUUCAGUUUAAAUUUUAAUAUGAAUCAUGUGUGUUUAAUCAAGGGACGAUAAACUUACCAGCAUGCUUUUAACUAAUGCUAACUAAAAAAGAAGCUAGUUAGUAUGGGGGGAAAAGGUUACUGUUGGAGUAGUAAAUAGUUUUUCACCUUUUCAGCAGAUGAGAGUUAGAAGCUUUCUUUCCAGGGUGUGCAUGUUUUGUGCGUUUUAGUGGGGCCAACCUAUUUACUUGGGUAGAGAAGGAAGUGUGAAAGCUUUGUACAAUUGAUUACUUGACUUUUUUUGUCUCAUUGUAUAAUGAGUUGUCAAAUAAUCCUAUUUUUGGUCCUUGGCCAAAUAUUCAGGAACUCUAGAAAAAAAUGUAAGCAAUUGAAAUAUUAGAUAAUAAAGUAAUCUGGUUAGAAAAUCAAAAGAAAAUAUUCGUACAAAGGGGAAAAUAUAUGGUACUUAAAGCAUAUCUAUAAAAUGAAAAUAUUUUUCAUAUCGAUCUCCUUUAUCCUCUUCAAAUUAAGGCUUUUUUGUGGUCAGACAUUUCUCACGGUGUUGCAAAGACACAACUUUGUGUGCUAAAACCAACUCCCUUAAUGGUAUUUUCAACAUGCCUGUGUUCCUGAACCUUGCAGAGAGGAAUGACCAAGGUCUGGACAAAGGCAUUCCUCCUUUUUUUAAAAAGCAGUAUAAACAUCACACCUAUUUAUUCAUUUUCCACACAUACCAUCUCUUUGAAUUUUGAGUUGUCAUACUAUGAUAUGCUUUUCCUUCCACCAAAGAAAGGUUUCACUACAAUGUUGAAAAAUCUCGUGGGGUACUGUUCUAGAAGCAGUAUUUUAAAAGCAGUGGCUUAUCAGGAUUUCUCUGAAAACACAUGCACGUUGAAUAUUUUCUCGUACAGGGUGAAGGAGAUUUAUUAUUGAUCUCUU
This is a messenger RNA of Lepidothrix coronata (blue-crowned manakin), 3526 nucleotides long. RefSeq names its product 3-phosphoinositide dependent protein kinase 1 (gene PDPK1). NCBI's taxonomy places the organism in Eukaryota, Metazoa, Chordata, Aves, Passeriformes, Pipridae. Gene Ontology annotation, molecular function: ATP binding; protein serine/threonine kinase activity. Gene Ontology annotation, biological process: intracellular signal transduction; peptidyl-serine phosphorylation. Bases 279 to 1868 code for a protein of 529 amino acids. The record is from RefSeq and is a predicted model, not a curated record. The transcript is spliced from 14 exons.